AUCACCACACAGGGAGGUGAAAGAGAUUUAUGCCAGAGGAAUUGUGAGCCUAUUCCCCAACCUUGGUGAUCCAUUCUCCAGGACUGGUUAUGAGCAUUAUUAUGACGGUGACAGUGGGACUGGGUACUUGGUCUGGAGGAUUAAAACUAUUCAGAGAUUCGCAGCUAGAGACAGAAGAUCAUCAUAUGGAGCAUCAUCUGAACGAGUACCUUGUGAAAAUGGGCUUGGACCAGCUGCCAAACAAGAUCCUCAGUUUGUUCCAGAGACUGUCCUGAAUGAAGAUGAGUGCAAAAAAGCCGUCACACUGAUGAAACAUUCAGCUGAUGAGGACACAGUCAAGAAGAAGAUGAAGCUGACAUUUGACUUCCACCGCAACAUUGUCCUCGAUCCAGACCAGUCAAGCAACAUACUGUCUGUCUUUCCACGUUUCAGGGAUGUCAAAGGCUUGGUGGAACAGGAUUUUGUUCUGAUGUUUGGAGAGGAUGUCUCUAGCAAGUUUCUUGAGAAAUGGACAUCCACUUUCAAGACAAAGAUCAUCCAACAAUGCAGACGUCUUCCAUCCAACAAUGACCUUGAAAAUCUCCUCCUAGCAGCUGAUCCUUUUGAGGAUGACACUGAAGUGGACUAUGACGUUGGUUGGGACAGUGACCUCGCAUUGAUUUUGCUCCUGUUGUAUCUGAUUCCUCCCUCUGCUCAGGGCUGUAAGAGACCAGGGAAGGUGUCUACUUCCCAAGCAGAGAAGCAUCUGGUGGUCUUCAAGAAGACUGGAACAAACAUCCAAGAACAUCUUGAUUCCAUCACGACAAGCACACAACCCUACCUUCUGGCUGUAGGACGAAGCAAGAAAAAAGUCCACCAGUUCUUUGUCAUAUUGACAAAAAUGCCAUCACUUGCAGGUCAACCUCAUCACUUGGUACCUUUGACGAACUCUUUAAGGUGCAUUAUGUUUUCACCACAACAUACAACCCUAUGCUGCACAACAUGUUCACAUUCAUCCAGACAACUGUGUACAACAUAGAUGUCGGCAAAGUAAAGGAGAGUCCCCGUGUCGCAGAAGUUCGUGCUAGGUUGCUUCAUUAGUACUUGAAAGAUCUGUUUGACAUGAAGUGUUUUGUUUGUCACGCUGAGUUAACUUGCGCAAAUACACUUGUUAGGCAUUUGAGGUUAGUUCAUGGUUAUUUGGAUGGAAAAAAUCUUCACCUUAAAUGUGCUCAGUCUGGAUGUGGGCGUGUGCUUGGAACAUUUUCUGGGUUUAGAAAACAUUUAAAUGCAAAACACCCAGGUCUAGAACAAGUUACUGAUGAUGUCAUGUCAAGCAGAGCAGAAGUUGGUGAUGUAGGAGAACUGGUGGCUAAUAAUGUAGAGGAGAUGGCCACAACAUCUACUUUAUUGACAAAGUCCAAUACCAGUACUUUACAUAUGUGUGCUACUGCUAUUUCACAACUCAAAGCAGCAGGAUUAAGUCAGUCUAAUGUUAAGAGGUUUGUGUCAUCCAUGGAAGAAGUGGUUUUUGAGAUUCACAAUCAAGCAAAGAAUGUGGCUCUACAAUGCUUGUCCGAUCAGGAUACAAAAAAAGAAACAAGGUGGAACAAUCUUUCCAAAUGUUAGAAAAUCCAUUCACACCUUAAAAUUCAGAAUCAAAACUAAACAAACAAGAGAAAAAUGGGGGCUUGUUGAGCCAGUUCAAAAAGUGAUUGGUACGAGAUUCGACAGCAGAAGAAACAAAACUACAGGAACGUAUGACCAAGUAAUCGUAACAGACAGGUUUGCAUAUAUUCCCAUUUUGGAAACACUUGAGUAUUUUACAGAAAGAAGAUAUAGCAGACUUGUUCAAGCCCAGGUAUAUUCCCAAGAAAGGUGUUUAUGCAGACUGGAGAGAUGGCACCUAUUUUAAAGAAAGUCCCCUUUUUUCUAUUAAAAAACUGCCUUGCAGAUUCAGCUAUUUUAUGACAACUUUGAAACCGCAAAUGUCCUGGGAUCGAAAAAAGGUUUGCAUAAAUUAGGUGCCAUAUAUUUUACACUAAGAAAUUUCCCCCCCAUCUUUAAUUCAUCCUUAAACAAUAUUCAUUUAUGUGCUCUGUUCCAUGCACAGGACAUCAAGCGUUACGGCUUCAAUUUGAUACUUGAACCCCUUAUUAAUGAUCUCAAAGUGCUUGAAACAGAGGGACUUCAGAUUCCAACUUUUGGACAUGUUAUUCAUGGUACUGUAGUACAACUCUUUAAGUGUUGAUUUGCAACUUGGAAAUUUACUGUGCGGAUGCUACACCCUGAUGUUUGAGCCACUUACAAACCUUUAAUUAAAUCUAAUCAAAACAACCAGAAAUACCAAACUGUUGCUAAACAACAUGACAACUUUGUCAAACAAAAACAAAGUUUUUAGUUUGACACCAAAAACAAAGUUUUUAGUUUGACACCAAGAGCAAAAGCACUAAAACACAGUUUUGCUUCAUAACCAAAAUUAAAACAUUUUGUUAACCUGAACAUUAAAACUUGAAAAUUAACUAAACGGUCCCAGCACUCCUUUAAACCUUUGAGCUGCUCUGGAACCUGGGGCUCUUCUUGGCCUUUGAGCUGCGCUGGGUCCUGGGGCUCCUCCCAUCUUCUGAGCUGCUCUGGAACCCGGCACUACUCCUCUGGCUGGAGCAUCUCCGUGCCUGUGCAGAAAAACACAAGUAACCACACUUUACUAACAGGAUCUUGAAAUCAUCUUAGAGACUUCCAGUAACCACACUUUGUUCGUGCUCAUGGACAGAAACAAGACAAACUCUGUUACUAAAACACAAGUGAAAAAUCUGAACUUUGACAAAAGUCUCGUCUCAGACUUACGUUGCUUGGGCUUCUGUUGACCCUCAACUCGCUGGGCCAGCUGCCGCUACUUCCGCUGGAUUCGGGCGUCUACAUAAACAAAAGUGUGUGUGAGAAAAGUGACGCAUUUAAAAAAGCAGCACUUGAAUGCACCCGUCUUAAGGUGGUGUUGCUUCUCAAAUAGUGGAUUUAAAGGACAGGUUGCUUCAGAGUAACUUACAGGUCCAGACGGCAAGCCGGUUGGUGGUCCUGAAGAGGCAGACAAAGGGUCCGACCGAGACUCGGACCUGGAGGAGUCGGUUUCUACAGAUGAUGUCUGGGGAAAACAAAACAUUUCAGGCUCCUUGUUCUACAAUUAAGAAAAUGCUCUGUGGUGGUGUGCAGAGGCAGAUUCAUACCGUACGGUCAAAGCGUACCAUGACCGUGCCCACCAGGAAGCUUAGGAGGAGGUCCUUCCCAAUGGUUAUGACAGUGAUAAAGUACAGUGCGAUGAUUGGGGAGUUGUAGAGCAUUGCACUGUACAUUAUCACGUUCCACUUGUCCCCGGUGAUGAUCUGAAAUGAAAACAAGCAAACAUUUAUAAAAAACGGAGUCAAGUCACGACUGAAUAUUAUGAAGGAAAUAAUACCUGGAAGACGGUGAGCAUAGACCACCCCAGCGAGUCAAAGCUGGCCUGGGGAUGACAGAGUCCCUUGACCUCCGGCGGUGGAAAGCUCUCACGGUUGAACAACGCCAUGCCCCACACGCUGCAGCGAGAGUCAGCCAGAUCCUUAUUAUAGCAAAUUGUGUGUGUGUGUGUACAUGCCUGAAGAUGUGGACUGCGAAAAAAAAAAACACCAUGAAGAGAUGCAGCGUGUGCUUGAUGGAUUGCUUCAGGAUCUCGUACUGCCUCUUCAGCUUAGGCGAGAAGUUGUUCAGCAUACUGAUCCGAGUGAUGCGGAACGCACGGAGGACAUAGAGUUUGGUCUCUGUUUGCCACACGAUUUCCACAAUGCUGAGAAAACAACAAAAAUGGCUAUCACAGCAAAAAAUAAACCACCAGUUCUCAAAAGCAAAGGUUGACUGAGAUUGUUCUACCCGAUGAUGAUGGUGGUGAGGUCCACAAGAUUCCGCCAAUCAGUGAAGUACUCUAUCCUGUGCAGGAGGACAUUUGCCACCAACUCCAAUGAAUAUAUCCCAACAAACACACAGUUGCACGUGUCCAGGGCUGUGGUCAGAGCCUCGGGCUUCAGGAGGAGAAGCUCCAGAGUCAAGAACAUCAUGAACAUGAGAUCACUCAGCUGGUUUUUACAUUUUUACCAGAAAACAUUGAUAUACUAUUGGAGUUGUUAUAAACUCUUGUUUUGGAGAUUUGACAGAGGAGAACUGUCUACUUUCUACAGAAGCAGCCAAAAUAAAACCUCGGUGACAAUAAUAAUAAAAACAGUAGACUGUGUCAUCAUUAGCCUGAUGACCAUGCUUUUCAUUCCAUAGAAUUAGACGGUGCAAGUGUUCAUCUGUAAGUGCAUUUCAGUCCGGCUGUCACAUUGAGGGUAGGAGGCUUGGACCCAAAACGCAAGAACCCAGAACUACACAGGCAGGAGCGGUUGCAAAAAUAAGAAUAUUUCUGUAGUAGUAACAAAAAACUCAAAAGCACAGGAGGCACCUAGAACAACGCUGACAAAGACAAUGGAUCAACAAAUUAGGCUUAUAUACACAGGGGCUGGGUGAUUAAGGGAAUUGGGCACAGGUGAGACAAAUAAAGUGAGAGGAGGAGCAGAAACAGGCAGGGGAGAACACCAGACCAUAAUCCUGUAAAACAAAGCUACUAAACUAAAAUAAACCUAAACAUUGUAGAACAAAGACACAGAAGAACUAAAGAUAAGUAAACUAAUGACCUAAAUGGGGAAGGAAACACCCUAAAGGAGAUACAACUAGAUAAUCUGAACAAAUAGAUAACUAAAAACAAGUGAAGUGACUAGGGGGAACAUGAGGGACACCUGGAGGGAGCGGGGGACCAAAGGGACACAGAGCAUGACACCGGCGUGUUUCACUGUCAAACAUUCAAUUAUCAAACAAAACAAAAACAGAUAAAAUAACUUUAGAGGAUCUUACCUGGCCGUAGUGCUCAAUGGACAUGGCGAUUAGGUUGGCGAAGAUGGUGAGCGUUAGGAUCCACUCCAACAAGUCGCUGUUGAGGAAACACUUAAUCUUCUCCAUGUUCGGGGACUGGGGGUCAAACUGGGAAUGAGGAUAAUGGGUUCAGAGUUGCUGGAGGAUGAGCAAAAAAAAAUCUAUUAGCUGAACGUGUUUUAGUCUCACCGAACGUGAGCGGCUCUGGCUGCUCCACCAGCGGUCACUCACCGUGGACAAUCUGAGACACAGAGAGAGAGAAUGAGCGGAUCCCACUGCUUCCGUGCACGUUCAGCUUCAGCAGUGAUGGGAUUUGCUGUGGUGUGAGUGAAUGUGUGACUGCUUUUGUGUCAUCUUGGUCUCUACGUGGCGACCUGUCCAAGGUGACGGCUGGAGACCAAAGCAGCUCCCAGAGACCCGACUGAAUGAGUGUUUGUGUGAACAUCUGUACCUGACGCAGCGAUGCUCCCACAAGUACAGCUUCAUCCUGUACAGCAGGUCCAAGCCGUCCACAAAGAAGCCCCUCUCACGUUCAGGUUCACAUCAUCAUCAGCCUUCACGAAGUGAAGGGCGACUAUCACCUGGAACGUGUUGAUGGCGAGGAAGGAGACCAUCUGAUUAGAGGGACACAAAGAGGAGAAGAAUGUCACAUCUUCUCCUAGCUUGUUGUAAAACGACAACAACCAUGUUGGUGCAAAACCCCAUAAAAUAGCAGUAUUUAAAAGUCAAGCAGAUACUUACACCAAGGAGGAUGAAGAAAAACACAAAGCUGGCCCCGGAGGAGACGUCCAUCACGUAGUUCAUGAUGGUUGUCCAUCCUUCCAGUGUGGUGACCUGAUUAAAAUCACAAACAUCAUGUGUAACGUCUAUUAAAGCAUUAGAAUUCACAAAUGUAACAAAUAAUCAAACGGGUCAGAAACCUUGAUCCUGUGGGCAGAUUUAGGCUGAUUCCCACCUGGUAUACCGUGAGCAUCCCAUAUCCAACGUUGUCAAAGCUGAUGCCCCCAAACACCGGAUUUGGCCCAGCGGAAGAGACGUGUUAUAAAGGACAUUCCAGUUGCCGCAGGCCGUUGAGUUGGACAAGGCGCUGCUGUUGGCCAGUAGUGCAGAUGACCAGUUUGCACUGGGUGGGGCCAACAUGCAGGUCUGUCCAUUCUGGCGGAGCGGAGGAAUGUCCUUACACUGGCGUAUCCCGUCGGGGUUCGGCGAGCAGAGGAAUUCACAAUCCUCAUCAGGAGAGGACUGAUAGUACUUGCUCGUGUUCAGCUUCAAACUUUGGGAUUAGAAAAGAACAGAAAGAAGAGAUUAUAGGCUGCAACAUUUACAAGACUGUCACAUCCAAAAUCUAAAAUCAAAUAAAAGUUGUCUUCUACUCUAAGGCACAAAAUCUUCAUGGUGAAACAAAUGCGCUGGGCUGAAGGAUGAGUGUUUUUUAAAGCAGCAAAAUUAACACACAUGAAGUGGUCCUACAGAGAGAGAUGAGAGGAGCAGACAAAAUAAUCGCCUUACACAGGGUCCAGGUCGCUCGUAGCACCGUUGGCGGAGGUCGCCGGCCCACAGAUGGACCCCCAUGUUGCCAAAGGUGUACACUAUAAACAGGUACAUCAGAAUGUACUGUCCUACGAUGGGUAUAAUUUUUGUCACAUUCUUGAUCCACCUUCGCAGUUCUACAGGAAUGUAGACACAAACAACCAGAUGUUUAGAUGUUUGACGAAACCUUCCCCUUGUGGCUCCUCACAAACGUCAUGUUGUUUAUGAGUCACUAGAAAUACGUUUUCAUGAAUACGUGUUCCAUCCCUGGAAAUCUGGCAUUUAAUAAAUCAUUUAUUAAAUGCCAGAUUUCCAGGGAUGGAUCUAAACACAAAUCCAUUUAUUAUAAAUUUGUUAGUACUAAAAGUGAAGGCUGGUGUUUGAAUGGUGGCAGACAAAGGUCCUUCUGUGCUCCGUCAUCAACUUACCCCUCACUCUGAUAAUCAGCCUGACCACCUUCAGUGGGUAGCUGAUCCUCAAGUGCAUCUGGGACCAAAAAAGGAAGCAGUCCACGAUCCUGACAGGUGAAAAAAAAAUUAAACGUUUUAAAUCUGUCACUUCAGUUAAAAUUAAACAAUGUUUUUCAUCUGCAAAUAGUAAAUAAGUAAACACUCACUCAAUAAUCAGGACAAAUAACUCCACCCGAUUCCAGAUGCUACGAAGGUGACCUGGUUCUGGUCUAUAAGUCCUCACAUGGACAAGCACCAUCUUACAUUGGUGAUCUUCUUAGUCCCUACACCCCCAGCAGGUCCCUGAGGUCCAGUGAUCAAAGCCUACUGGUUGUGCAGCACCAGGCUAAAGACCAAAGGUGACAGAUCAUUUGCUGCUGUGGCCCCCAGACUCUGGAACACUCUCCCCCUGAGUCUGAGAUCAGUGGACUCAGUGGUCUCCUUUAAAAAGCAGCUGAAGACUCACCUGUUCAAGCUGGCUUUUGUAUGACCUUCAACCCCUCUCUUUAUUCUGCUCUCCCCACCUAUUCCACCUUCCUCAGGAUCCACUGAUUUCCCUCUUUCCUAUUCACUCUCUCUCUUUCUUAACAUUUUUUCUUUUAAAUCCUAAUAGCCUAUUUUUGCUCAUUUUAAAUAUAUUUUUAAACAUUUUCUAAAUGCUUUUUUAUAUUUUAACAUUUUUGUUUUUGUGAAGCGCCUCGUGAUUUUUAUCUUGAGACUCGCUAUAGAAAUGAUAUUUUUUUUCUUCUUCUACAUAUGUGUGCUACUGCUAUUUCACAACUCAAAGCAGCAGGAUUAAGUCAGUCUAAUGUUAAGAGGUUUGUGUCAUCCAUGGAAGAAGUGGUUUUUGAGAUUCACAAUCAAGCAAAAAAUGUGGCUCUACAGUGCUUGUCCGAUCAGGAUACAGAAAAAAGAAACAAGGUGGAACAAUCUUUCCAAUUGUUAGAAAAUCCAUUCACACCUUAAAAUUCAGAAUCAAAACUAAACAAGAGAAAAAUGGGGGCUUGUUGAGCCAGUUCAAAAAGUGAUUGGUACGAGAUUCGACAGCAGAAGAAACAAAACUACAGGAACGUAUGACCAAGUAAUCGUAACAGAUAGGGCUGUAGCGACGCAUCGAUGACGUCGACGGCUCGAUUCUAAAAAUUUGUCGACGUCAGAUCCGGUAGUCGACGCACCGCGCCCACUUGUUGCAUCCCCAGGAGUUUGUAAAUAGAAGAGGAAUCUGCAUGUUUUUCCUCUAGUUCGCCCUCUUCUCCACCUUCACUAACAUCUCCGCCAAAUACCGAAGACCCGGAAUAAUGUCCGUCCACUACUAGAUUCCUUUCCUGUUUUGCCCGCCUUCGUCUCCCGGCAACGGACAACAACUUCCGGGGUCAGAUGCGCUGCUCCGUCUCUACCGCAGAUGUAGAACAUCACCGGGAGCGUUUCUCCCUUCAUAAGGGAGCUUCUUUCAGACAUUAGGAGAGCUGUUUUGGUGGUAGCAGUCUCUCCUCCGUGCUGGUCUGUUUGCUGCUGGGUGUUUUUGGUUUAUUUAAACUUGGUAACUUGAACGUAACGUUGGUAAAGCUACUGUUAGCAUUUUCGCUAACAGCUUCUUGCAUUUGGAUAAGCUGUUACGUUUUGGUUUAGAGUUCAUUUUUUUGUGGCGUUGAUCUCCCUUUUAUUACAUUUAGAGUGUUGUGGGUUUUUGGUUUCGUUUAAAAUAUCACCUUGAGUUUGGUUUAACCACCCAGUUUAGAGUUGGACCUUUGGAGAUUCUUAUUUUUGUCCAGAACCCAGUAAUCUUUGCCCAGUGGGACAUCCCUACUUAUUUGUACUUUUGUUUUAAUUCCCCACAGGCAGAAUUAGUUUUAUUAUUCCCAACCUGUGGAUGGAAAGGUUUAUGAUUUUUUGUAGUUGUAAAUAAACCUGAUCAUCAUUUUAACUUUUAAAUCCCGUGUUAUUGUCCCUUCCUUUUUUGCACACGAGCCAAACUCCCCAGGAAGCGUCGUAACACCACUCGCCUCACGCACACAAGUGACCAAAACAAAGCAGCAUGGAGACACUCCCUCUCCAACCAACUCUCAGGCAGCAGCCUGCACUCCCAAGUUCUACACGUCACCAGAACAUAACCAACCAACACAAUAAAAGCAGUGUUAUACAAAAUGAAGGCCUGUAGUGUUUAUUCUCUUACAGUAACAAUUUAUCUUUUUUUUUUGAGGAAUUUAUUAGAGAUUUUUUGGUUUUUAUUAACUGUGCAAUAGAAAAAUAAUCAUUAGAUUAAUUUUCUAAAUAGUCAUUAGAAUAGUCGACUAUUCGAUAAAAUAAUUGUCAGAAUAAUCGUUUUAAAAAUAAUCGUUUACCCCCAGCCCUAGUAACAGACAGGUUUGCAUAUAUUCCCAUUUUGGAAACACUUGAGUAUUUUACAGAAAGAAGAUAUAGCAGACUUGUUCAAGCCCAGGUAUAUUCCCAAGAAAGAUGUUUAUGCAGACUGGAGAGAUGGCACCUAUUUUAAAGAAAGUCCCCUUUUUUCUAUUAAAAAAAUGCCUUGCAGAUUCAGCUAUUUUAUGACAACUUUGAAACCGCAAAUGUCCUGGGAUCAAAAAAAGGUUUGCAUAAAUUAGGUGCCAUAUAUUUUACACUAAGAAAUUUCCCCCCCCAUCUUUAAUUCAUCCUUAAACAAUAUUCAUUUGUGUAUGCACAGGACAUCAAGCGUUAUGGCUUCAAUUUGAUACUUGAACCCCUUAUUAAUGAUCUCAAAGUGCUUGAAACAGAGGGACUUCAGAUUCCAACUUUUGGACAUGUUAUUCAUGGUACUGUAGUACAGGUGACGGGAGACAGUCUUGGUUUGCAUAGUCUGUGUGGCUUUGUGGAGUCAUUUGGGGCACGUCAUUGCUGUCAUUUCUGUCUUCUUGAAAAACACUGUUUUCAAACUGUUUUCUCUGAAGAUGAUCCAGAAGUUGUUUUAAGAAUGUUGAUGUGCAUGAACAGCACUGUCAAACUGCACAAACAGAUCCAAGGUUGCCCCAUGUCUAUGAUGUAAAAUGCAGUUGUCUGUUGAUAUCACUUCAGUAUUUUAACAUAGCAAAUGAUUUCUCAGUUGACAUAAUGCACAAUAUUUUAGAAGGCGUUGGUCAGUUUGAGGUGAAACUGAUUCUGAAAUACAUUCAAGGGAACUUCCUAAGUGCUGGCGAAGUGGCUGGUAGAAUACACGCAUAUGACUACGGUUUUCAUCAGCAGCGAAACCGUCCACCUAUAACAACGGAUAAGUUAAUGGAUGAAAGUAAUGAUUUGGGUUUAAAUGCCACACAGGCUUGGUGCUUACUGCAAAAUUUACCAUUGCUAUUUGGUGAUUUGUUCGAGAUGGAUGAUAAACAUUGGCAACUCCUACUCUUGCUUUUACAUAUUGUUAACAUUGUUUUUUCCCCUGUACUGUCAGAAGGCAUGACCAUAUACAUCAAACAUUUGAUUGUUGAACAUCAUCGGCUAUUCAAGCAAUUAUUUCCCGAAAAAAACCUCCGCCCAAAUACCAUUUCAUGAUACACUACCCUCGUAGCAUAAACCACAUUGGUCCAAUUUUACACACAUGGUGCAUGCGUUAUGAAGCUAAACAUAAUUUCUUCAAGCAACAAUUAAAAAGCUUCAAAAACAUCACAAAGACAUUAGCAAAAAAGCACCAAAGUUAUAUGGCAAUGUAUCAUGAAUCUUUUAGCAAGGAAAAAUUAAUUGUAGGUCCUGGAAAGAUGGUGAAACUUUAUGAAUUAGAACAGGGUGAAGUGAUUGCUGCCAAAUUUGGAACCGUUUUGUCAACCUGUGUGUUUUCUGCCAAAUGGAUAAAAUAUUAUGGGACAGAUUACCGUCGUGACUUCAUUGUAUGUACCGAGGUAGCAUGUGAGAUGCCUGUAUUUUGUAAGACUGACAUGAUUUUUGUGAAAGAUGACUUUGUUUUGCUCUGUGGAAAGUUGAUGGAAAUCAUGUGUUUUGAUAACCAUUACCACACCUUUAAGGUCAAGCUGCAUCCAGACAAGGUUCUGAAAGUGUUGCAUGUUAAUGAUAUUUUUUACUUCAAACCAUUUGAUGUUCAAAUGAAGUACUGUACAACAGAUACCGCCUUAUAUGUUGUUCCAUAUUACCAUUUUAUGCAGACUUAGGGUCAUUUUUUUAAGUAGUGAUGUUAAAUUGCUCAAAAGUUAUAUUUUUCAUUAAAGAUUUUUAUGCUGACUUCAGAUCAGUGGCUUGGUUCAGAAAGCACACUUGCAACUAAUUGUUAUUUUACAAUUUACUUGGAAAGGCACUGCAAGUAAAGUUAUAUGAUCUUGCUUUUACACUGAAGUUUGUUUGUCUAAAUGUUUGAAAUUGUUGGGAGGUGAGCAAUUUGGGUGCCUGGCACGGCAGGUGCUUCUGAAGUGAACAGUUUCAGUUCUUUUGUAUUUUGAAACCUUGGUUUACAAAUAUUAAAUGUCUUAAAAUGAGCAUUGUGGAAUAAAAGUUAUUAAAUGCACUUUGUUUUAAUAAGUUGUUUUAAUUCAUUAUUUAAAAGUAUUCUAUGAUUUGACACUUGGAAGUGUUAAAAGAACACUACAUAUUUCUCUGAGCAGUGUUAAUGACUUGAAUCAGAGUUGUUUAUUCAAAGCAACAGAGUGAAUCUCCAACACAAGUGUGUAGAAUUAACACUUAAUAGUGUUACUUUUGCUUCCAGUGUGAACCUUCAAUUACUCAAUGUAGUGUUAAAAUGCAUUAAAAUUUGGAUUAUUUUUUUCAUCACAGUAGAGUAACUUUCAAACACUUCUGAGAUUCACAUGUACUCUCUCUAGAGUUAUUAAAUCUCUAGUGUUAAACUUAAUUUACGCUAUUCAGUGUUAGUCAGUGUUAAAUUAUAACUCAUUUUUGAGUUAAUUUAACACUAAAACAGGGUGUCCGCGGGGUUUUAAAAAGUAUUAAAAAGUGAUAAAUAAAAAUAGUCAAAUUUAAGGCCAUUAAAAGUGUUAAAUUUGGUCACAGAGGUAUUAUUUUUUCCAAAUUAGGUAUUAAUUUUUUCGGACUAUCAGGUGUCGUAUUCUGAACAUCGACAUAGAAAUAUAUUCCGAAUGAAAUGUUAUGAACGAUUAUAAAAACAAAACAAGCCGAUUAUGUGCUCCUCCCACUUACGCUGCCCUGAGUUGCAAAUGAAGCGCUCCUCACAGUGUUGCCAACUUAGCGACUUUGACGCUAUUUCCAACAGCUUUUCAGACCCCCUUCUUGACUUUUUAAAUCUUAAAAGUACCUAGAACACCUCAGAAACAUCUCUGGUAACCCUUAGCUACUUUCUGGAUAACUGUCGUAGACGUUUCCUGCAGGUUAGCUAAACACUCCGCCUGCGCUGCGGACCGUUCUUCAGGACAUUAGGAAAGGGAAUGAUAGUCGCUAAAGACAGCUCUCGGAGCCGGCUUCUUGUUGGAGUAACCAGAGUGAGUGACACACACACCGUACCUGCGGACUCCUGAGCCGCUAAAAACGGCUAAAUGUGCGCGUGCGGCGCGUGCGCGUGCAGCUUGCCCCUGAUAGCUGUGAGACCGGGUUGGGGGGUGGGGGGUGCAGCUGUGGUUGUGACAAUUAUUACAUUAACUGACGGACGACUUGUAAAUAAAUAGUUUAUAAAUAAGGUAGAAAUGAGUUCCUCACGCUGAUAACUAAUAACUAAUCUCUCUGAGGACACGGUGCUAGUGCACGCUCCUAGAGCACCUUGACAGGACUCAAUAAAUGUUAUGCAAAAUUUUGUGAACAUCAAUUUGCAUGUAUUUGUUAUAAAUGCCACUGUAUAAUUCUUGUUGUCAGUAUUUGCAAGAUAUUGGUAUUUGGGUCUGUACUGGUUAGACUUAAAUGAGUUAAACCAAGGUCUACAGCCCUUGGAUCAUAAACUAUGAGCUAUAAGUAUGUGGCAGUGUGAGUGUCCUGUCACAGUGUCCCGAUAGAUUAUGCGUCCUGGCUACUUGGCCAAGGGGAUGUCUCUUUGGCUGACUGGUUAGAGAGUAUGACUCACCUGGGAGUCUGGGGAUCGAAUCCUGCCUGGGCUCUCAUUUAUCCACCUUGCCACAAGUACAUUGGUCUUUUUAUACUGGGAAUCGGGAGUUAUUUUAGUGAUCAUCUUGCUUCUUGUUUAUUUUUGCCCUGAUUGUGCCCUGAGCAGUUUUAUGACUGAAUAAAAACAAAAACAAAAAUCUACAUGAAUUGAAAAAUCGUCUUAAAAAAUCGAGAUCUCAAUUUCAGUCACAAUAAUCGUGAUUAUUGUUUUUGCCAUAAUCGAGCAGCCCUACUUUAGCAUAUCCGGUCACAUAAUGAUGACGUCAUAUUCAGUGGUCGUUCUGCAUCAUUUCAGGCCUCGUGGUCAACUGUCUGGACCGCUGAACAGAAGUGCCUGGCUUAUUUUCUAAGUAAAAUAAAUAUGUGCAAUACGUUGUCAACAUCAGUGAGUCUCUAAGUCUAUUCUUUUUGUAUGUUAUAUAUGUUAAAAUAUGUGUAAAUAGGUCGCUGAUUAACACUUGCAAUUAAGUGUUGUGAUGGUUUUAAAAAAAUUCUGAAGGUAGUAAAAAAAAGUAUUAAAAAGUAGUAAAUUUUACUUAAGGAUUGCUGUAUAUACCCUGUAAAAUGUCAACUAUGUGGAAAGUGUUGAUUUAACACCAUUUCCGAUAAAGACCAAA
Molecule: messenger RNA, 13552 nt
Organism: Nothobranchius furzeri (turquoise killifish)
Lineage: Eukaryota; Metazoa; Chordata; Actinopteri; Cyprinodontiformes; Nothobranchiidae
Source: RefSeq, a predicted model, not a curated record